Emys orbicularis (European pond turtle) is the source of this 1287-nucleotide messenger RNA. Its product is annotated as opsin-5-like. Gene Ontology annotation, biological process: visual perception; G protein-coupled receptor signaling pathway; phototransduction. The record is from RefSeq and is a predicted model, not a curated record. Gene Ontology annotation, cellular component: plasma membrane. The coding region runs from base 1 to 1287 and encodes 428 amino acids. Lineage: Eukaryota; Metazoa; Chordata; Testudines; Emydidae. The transcript has 5 exons. Gene Ontology annotation, molecular function: G protein-coupled photoreceptor activity.
AUGGGAAAUGCCUCUGAUUCCUCAGCGUUCACGUCCACCUUAUCAGAGAGAGAAGACCUGAUUUUUGGCACACUCUAUUUGCUCUUUGGCAUAGUUUCUCUCUUUGGAAAUUCCCUGCUCUUGCUGGUGGCCUAUCGGAAGAGAUCCAUGUUGAAGCCUGCUGAAUUCUUCAUUGUGAACCUGGCUAUCAGUGACCUGGGCAUGACGGUGACCCUCUUCCCUUUGGCCACGCCAUCCUUCUUUGCACACAGAUGGCUGUUUAACCAUGCGAUGUGCACAUUCUAUGCAUUCUCCGGCAUGUUCUUUGGCCUCUGCAGUCUUACCAGCCUGACAGUGCUAAGUACGGUUUGCUGCCUGAAGGUCUGUUAUCCAGCAUGUGGCAAUAAGUUCUCUCCCACACACGCUGGUGUCCUGUUACUGUGUGUCUGGGCAUACGCCCUUGUCUUUGCCAUAGCUCCUCUAGCCAACUGGGGCAGUUACGGACCAGAGCCCUAUGGAACAGCCUGCUGCCUUAAGUGGAAAGCUUCAACCAGGGAGGCAAUGAUCUAUAUCGUGGCCCUCUUCAUCUUCUGUUACCUCUUCCCUUGCCUUCUGAUCCUCAUCUCCUACUCGCUCAUCCUUUGGACUGUGAAAGUGUCCCGAAGAGCCGUGAAGCAGCACAUGUCACUGCAGAGCAAAGCCAACAGCGUGCACAGCUUGAUUGUCAAGCUAAGCGUUGCUGUGUGCAUUGGAUUUCUGGCUGCUUGGACCCCGUAUGCAAUUGUUGCCAUGUGGGCAGCCUUUGGAGAUGCCAGCCAGGUUCCAGUUCUGGCUUUUGCACUCUCUGCCGUUUUUGCCAAGUCCUCAACGACCUACAACCCUCUGGUCUAUCUGCUCUUCAAACCCAACUUCCAGAAAUUCCUCUCCAAAGACCUGUCCCUGCUGCAGGCCAUCUGUGCCGUCAUCUGCUGCAGCCACCAAAGUGUCAUCACACUCCAGUCUUUCCAGACCAGAGAGGGCAGAACCUCUGCCAGGCUCUCCACAGCCUUCCCUGAGUCCCCUGGGGCUUGCAGGAACUGCAACGACACUUUUGAAUGUUUCAGUAACUAUCCCAGGUGCUAUAAGCUCACCCAGCAACCCGACCCUACAACCAGGCCCAAUCUCCUGGCAGACAGGCCUGCUUGCCAGCCGGCUCUGAAAAGGACCGUGCAGGUCAUGGUGCUUGUUACCAGGAAGAAGUCGGGAAUGGGGACUACAAGCGUGGCAGGAAACGUUCUGCCUUCAGACCUUGUGAAAGAUCUUAUCUGA